Molecule: messenger RNA, 1251 nt
Organism: Megalops cyprinoides (Indo-Pacific tarpon)
Lineage: Eukaryota; Metazoa; Chordata; Actinopteri; Elopiformes; Megalopidae
Product: opsin-5-like
Exons: 6
Coding region: 4-1251 (415 amino acids)
Biological process (GO): G protein-coupled receptor signaling pathway
Cellular component (GO): membrane
Molecular function (GO): G protein-coupled receptor activity
Source: RefSeq, a predicted model, not a curated record
GCCAUGUCAAUGAAGGAGCCUCUACAAGUAGUAAAUAUCCCAUGGAGGAACAAUAAUUUCAGCCUCAUGGAGAAAGACGCACCACUGUCGGAACAAGGAGAAACCAUCAUAGGAGCAUACCUGUUGAUCCUAGGUUGGCUCUCCUGGUUUGGGAACAGCAUUGUGAUCUUCGUCCUCUACAAGCAGAGGGCCUCUCUCCAGCCCACUGACUACCUUACAUUUAACCUGGCCAUAUCUGAUGCCAGCAUCUCUGUGUUUGGAUACUCCCGCGGGAUCCUGGAGAUCUUCAACAUAUUCCGGGAUAAUGGGUUCUUGAUCACCGCAAUCUGGACAUGCCAGGUGGACGGCUUCUUCACCUUGCUGUUUGGCCUGGCCAGCAUUAACACCUUGACCGUCAUCAGUGUCACCAGAUAUAUCAAGGGGUGCCAUCCGAACAGAGCACACUGUAUUGGCAAAAGCACCAUCUCCAUAUCCCUGGUCUUCAUCUGGAUUGGAGCACUGUUCUGGUCAGUGGCUCCUCUGCUUGGCUGGGGGAGCUAUACAGACCGUGGGUACGGGACCUGUGAGGUGGACUGGUCCAAGGCCAACUACUCCACCAUCUACAAGUCAUACAUUAUCUCCAUCCUCAUCUCCUGCUUCUUCAUUCCUGUGCUUGUGAUGCUCUUCUCCUAUGUGUCCAUCAUCAAAACAGUCAAGACCAGCAAUGCCAUGUCAGCCGAGGGCUACUUAACUGACAGGCAGAGGAAAAUUGAGAGGGACGUCACACGGGUGUCCAUCGUUAUUUGCACUGCCUUCAUCAUGGCCUGGUCACCCUACGCCGUGGUGUCCAUGUGGUCAGCCUGGGGCUACCACGUGCCCACUAUGACCAGCAUCUUCACCCGCCUCUUUGCCAAGUCGGCCAGCUUCUACAACCCACUCAUCUACUUCGGUAUGAGCUCCAAGUUCCGCCGGGACGUUAGCGUGCUGCUGCCCUGCGCGCGCCCAGGCAAGGAUGUCGUCAAGCUCAAGCGCUUCAAGCACCUCAAGCCCAAAGCCGAGGCCGCGCCCCCCCAGCAGCCGGGAGCGCCACCACCGCCCCCCCGCCACAAGGAGGCAAAGUACGCCCCAGGGGCCCUGCUCCAUCCCUCCCCCAGCCCGGACUCAGGGGUGGGCAGUCCGCUGGCCACCCCGCCCCCUGUCAACAAGGAGGUGUACAGCAUCCCCGCCCCUUCGACCACUGAGACACCCGAAUACCAAAGCGUCAGACUGUAA